UGUAUCCUAUACUUUUGAGAAGAUUGAUAACGACACUCAAUCAAAAAUGGAGCAUAUUAUGAAGUCAUUGGCCGGCAAACAUGGUGAAGCCAACAAGAAGAAGAUCAAGGGAACCGUAGUUUUGAUGAAAAAGAAUGUGUUGGACUUCACUGAUUUCAAUGCUUCUAUUGCUGAUGAAGUUCAUGAGUUGCUAGGCAAGAAAGUCUCUCUACAACUCGUCAGUUCUGUUAAUGGUGAUCCAGAAAAAGGACAGCAAGGAAAACUUGGAAGUCCUGCAUAUUUGGAAGGUUGGAUCACUACAAACCAUCAUCUAACAGUUGGUGAAUCAGUUUUCAAUGUCACAUUUGACUGGGAAGAAGAGGUUGAAGUUCCAGGAGCAUUCAUCAUUAAAAAUCAUCAUCAUAGCGAAUUCUUUCUAAAGACGGUGACUCUUGAAGAUGUACCUGGACAUGGCCGAAUCCACUUUGUCUGCAACUCUUGGGUUUAUCCAGCUAAAAAGUACAACCAAAAUCGUAUUUUCUUUUCAAAUCAGGCAUAUCUUCCGAGUGAUACACCAGAACCACUGCGCCGAUACAGAGAAGAAGAAUUAUUGACCUUGAGAGGAGAUGGUACUGGAGAACUCCAGGAAUGGGACAGAGUCUAUGACUAUGCUUAUUACAAUGAUCUGGCGGAUCCAGACAAAGGUAGCGACUAUGAACGCCCGGUCCUUGGAGGAUCCACGGAAUAUCCUUAUCCCAGAAGGGGAAGAACAGGCAGACCACCAACAAAGACAGAUCCAAAUGCUGAGAGCAGGCUGCCAAUACUUUCAAGCUUAAACAUUUAUGUUCCUAGGGAUGAACGAUUCGGGCACUUGAAGAUGUCAGAUUUCCUAGCUUUUGCAUUGAAAUCCAUUGUUCAAUUGCUUGUCCCUGAGUUUAAGGCUCUGUGUGAUAGAACCCCUAAUGAAUUUGAUAGCAUUGAAGAUACUCUUAAACUCUAUGAAGGUGGAAUAAAGCUACCAGAUGGUCCUUUGCUCAAAAACAUUGUUGAGAACAUCCCCUUGGAGUUGCUCAAGCAACUUCUUCAGAGUGAUGGAGAAGAGUUCCUCAAAUAUCCAACUCCACAGGUUAUUAAAGAUGACAAAUCUGCAUGGAGGACAGACGAAGAAUUUACAAGAGAAAUGCUAGCUGGAGUGAACCCUGUCAUUAUUAGUCGUCUCCAAGAGUUUCCACCGAGAAGCAAGCUCAACUCUGCAGUCUAUGGCAAUCAAAAUAGUACAAUAACCAGAGAACAGAUAGAGCAAAGGUUGGAUGGCCUGACAAUUGAUGAGGCACUGAAGAUGAAUAGUCUAUUCAUUCUGGAUCACCAUGACACGAUUAUGCCAUAUUUGAGGAGAAUAAACACAACAAGUACAAAGACUUAUGCCACAAGGACUCUGCUCUUUUUGCAAAAAGACGGAACCUUGAAGCCAUUAGCCAUUGAGCUUAGCCUGCCCCACCCAAAUGGAGAUGAAUUUGGUGCGAUCAGUAAAGUAUACACACCUGCUGAACUUGGCCUGGAUGGUUCGCUGUGGCAAUUAGCAAAAGCUUAUGUUGCAGUGAUUGACUCAGGCAUUCAUCAGCUCAUUAGCCACUGGUUAAAUACACAUGCUACAAUCGAACCAUUUGUGAUUGCAACCAAUAGGCAGCUGAGUGUGGUUCAUCCAAUUCAUAAGCUUCUGCAUCCUCACUUCCGUGACACAAUGAACAUUAACGCUUUUGCCCGCCAAAUCCUGAUUAAUGCAGGAGGCAUUGUUGAGAUAACAGUUUUCCCUGCAAAAUAUGCCAUGGAGAUGUCAUCAGUUGUUUACAAAGAUUGGAUCUUUCCUGAACAAGCACUUCCAGCUGAUCUCAUUAAGAGAAAAAUGGCAGUCGAGGAUUCAACUUCCCCUUAUGGCCUUCGAUUACUAAUUGAGGAUUAUCCCUUUGCUGUCGAUGGAUUGAAGAUUUGGUCAGCUAUCAAAACAUGGGUGACAGACUACUGCUCUUUUUACUACAAAAGUGAUCAGAUGGUUCAAGAAGACACUGAACUACAAUCCUGGUGGAAAGAAGUAAGAGAAAAAGGGCAUGCUGACAAGAAAGAUGAACCAUGGUGGCCACGAAUGAAGACUCUCACUGAGCUAAUUGACUCAUGUACUAUAAUAAUAUGGGUGUCUUCUGCUCUUCACGCAUCAACCAAUUUUGGUCAGUGGCCAUAUGCUGGUUAUGCCCCGAAUCGCCCUACCAUAAGCCGCAGAUUCAUGCCUGAACCUGGUACUCCUGAGUAUGAAGAGCUGAAGUCUAAUCCUGAUAAGGCUUUCUUGAAAACUAUCACACCCCAAUUCCAGACUCUACUUGGUCUUUCCACCAUUGAGAUUUUAUCCAGGCACACUACCGAUGAAGUUUAUCUCGGACAAAGGGAGAAUGCUCAAUGGACAAAGGACACAGAACCACUUGAAGCUUUUAAAAGAUUUGGACAAACUCUGUCUGAAAUUGAGGAUCAAAUUCUACAGAUGAAUGGUGAUCCAAAGUGGAGAAACAGGGUUGGACCAGUUAAUAUACCAUAUACAUUACUUUUCCCUACAAGUGAUAGUGGUAUAACUGGCAGAGGAAUUCCAAAUAGCAUAGCAAUAUGAUUCCAAAUGCUUACAGCUAGAGUACAAAAUACAGGUGUGUCCAAAACUAUUUGCAAGCAGGUCAGAUAUCAUGCGUGACGAAACUGUUGCUUUCGUACACUUUAAACUUACUAUAUGGCAUUAAUCUGUAAUUCAAAUUGCUUGUGUGGCUCUAAAAUUGUAACUUCAUUAUGUAUCAUGUUAUUCAUUCAGUUAUUGCAUUUCCAAUAAUGAAGCAAGUCACAUAUUCUAAGUA
Molecule: messenger RNA, 2867 nt
Organism: Coffea eugenioides
Lineage: Eukaryota; Viridiplantae; Streptophyta; Magnoliopsida; Gentianales; Rubiaceae
Product: probable linoleate 9S-lipoxygenase 5
Exons: 9
Coding region: 47-2632 (861 amino acids)
Biological process (GO): lipid oxidation
Molecular function (GO): metal ion binding; protein binding; oxidoreductase activity, acting on single donors with incorporation of molecular oxygen, incorporation of two atoms of oxygen
Source: RefSeq, a predicted model, not a curated record